AUGGGCGACGCCGAGCCGCCGCCGGCGACGCCGCAGGCGGACGCGGUGGUGUGCGCCGGCUGCGGCAGGCGCAUCUGCGACCGCUACUACCUGCUGGCCGUGGACCGCCGGUGGCACGCCAACUGCCUCAUAUGCUACGCCUGCCGCAGGCCGCUCGACGGCGAGGGCACCUGCUUCGCCAAGGACGGCUCCAUCUACUGCAAGAAGGACUACCACAGGCUGUUCGGCGUGCGGCGGUGCGCGCGCUGCCACGCGGCCAUCCUGCCCACGGAGCUGGUGCUGCGCGCCCGGGACCUGGUCUUCCACGUCCACUGCUUCAAGUGCGCCGCGUGCGACGCGCUGCUCACCAAGGGCGACCACUACGGGAUGCGCGACGCGGCCGUCUUCUGCCGGCUGCACUACGAGCUGCGCUGCGAGGCGCCGCCCGCCCCCGCGCCCGCCCCCGGCCCGCUGCCGCCGCCCUUCCCGUCGCCCGAGUUCCUCCCGCACGCGCACCCCCACCCCCACCCGCACCACCACCCGCCCGCGGCGGCGCCGCCCCCCGUCCACGACCCCAGCAAGCUCGGCUUCUUCAACGGCGGCGGGGGCGGCGGCGCGACGACGGCGCGCCAGAAGGGCCGGCCGCGGAAGCGCAAGACCAAAGAGCUCGAGCACAUGACCGCCAGUCUCGACCUGAACGCGGACUACCUGGACACGCCGUUCGGCCGCGGGCCGGGCACGCCCGGGGUGGUGAACGGCCAGCAGCGCACCAAGCGCAUGCGCACUUCCUUCAAGCACCACCAGCUGCGAACCAUGAAGUCCUACUUCGCCAUCAACCACAACCCCGACGCCAAGGACCUGAAGCAGCUGUCGCAGAAGACGGGGCUGCCCAAGAGGGUGCUGCAGGUGUGGUUCCAGAACGCGAGAGCAAAGUGGCGUCGCAUGGUGCUGAAGCAGGAGGGCAAAGGAGGCGGUGGUGACAAGUGCGGCGGCGGCGACUCUGGCCUGGACGCCUACCAGGCAGCGGCGGCUGCGGCCGCGGCGGCCGACUACCACCGUCAGGGGCCUAUCAGCCCGCCCUUCAUGCUGGGCACCAGCCCCUCGCCGCUAGAGUGCUCCUAGGCCGUCCGGCGCCACCCCCGGACCACACCGGACGUGUUUCAAGACUGACCGAGCGUUGCCAGGCGACACUCGGCAGCACUCCGCGCAGUGACGUCACGUCACCGACAGGGGCAUCUCUCUUCGGCUCUGAAACAGAGGAUGCGGUGGUGAAACUAAGCAGUCCAUCAGUCUUAAUCUAGUUUUAACCGACAGUCGAUAGCUCUCGAACGAACUAUAAGAAGCAAGAUGCACAUUCUGUCGACAAUCGUAACAGUGUCCGGUGUCCGCCAAAGAAAAAUGGGCCCAACUUCUUCGAGAGACCUGCAGCUAACCAGUGGCAGCUCAUCGUAUCUACAUGAAGAGACUGGUACUGAUCGCGUAAAAAGAUUUAACUUACGCAUUAAUAAAAUCCAGAUUCAUCACAUCAUUAUCCGCCUCGAGGCCAAAUCAUCUUCAACACAUCCCGCACUGACUCAGCAACGGAAAGUUUGCUGAUCGUGAUUCAUCCAUUGCAGUACCAGGAAGUAUUGCAAUACCAGACAAUUGAGUGAUGUCCGGCCUCAACAGCCGGGUGAUGAAAUUGCGGUUUGAGGCGCAAAUACUACGUGAAGCAAGCAUUGAGGGUAUCAGUAUCGGUGGCCGCACCAUUGCACCUAGCGGAACAAAAUAUCGUUGACAAGAAAUAGUUCGUUCCGGAAACCCAUCAGUGGAAUCCGGUUGUGCGGAACAUCUGCAGAAUCUUUCAGACGCUGUGAAGAAGGGAGAAGACUAUAGUUAGUCUUAACACGUAUUAACAACAUUAUCAUUCCAGCUCUUUUCUGGUUUGAAGGCCGGUUGUAAGCCUUCGUUUUGAUGAUCGGACUGGAGAAUCCAAGACUGUGCGACGAACAACUGUCAUCCUGAAGUACCCACUGACAGUCCAGGCGCCGAGACAUUAAGCUUUAAUACGAAGAAGAAAGAUGUUGAAGACAUUUAACUACGAAAUAUUGAUGUUACACGAACGAACAGGCUUCCGUAAUAAUAUUGUGUAGCACACGUGUGCGUUCACCUUAUUUAUUAAUUGUUAUCAACUGAGAAAUUGGUUUUAUAGUAAUCCUGAACGAGAGAAUAUUGUGCAAGGAAUAGUUACGAAAUUUCAUUGAUGUCAAUCUACUGUAAAAUUUGUGUUAAUUUACUGAAGAUAACAUCUAGAUAUCCAAGAUGUAUCCGGUAGUGCACUUUCAUUAAAUUACCCAAAAUAAGAAUGCAAUUUAGAACGUCUAAAUAAUAAAAGUCACAAGAGAAAUUCCAUGUUGACGCCAAGAGUAAUUUAUACUUUGUUGUGAUGUUUUCGAUUACGUUAUAAAACAAUUCGUUUGGGAUUACUAUGAAAUUCAGUCUAUUGUGAUACAUAAAUGAGUGUGUGUAGUUUUCUUUCCACGAUCCUCCCGACGAAAAUGGUUUAUGUGCAACAGUGAACAAAGAAGACCCAUUGGAUUACAGAUGUUCGAGAAAAAAAGGCAACGAAUUUAUGGACACUUGGUGAAAUUGUGAACGCCGUGCAUUCAUGUGUAAAUAUCGGAAGAAACAACUUACGGAUUUUUAUAACUGUCUAUUUAAUUUAAUGACAUUACUCCAUGUAAAUUCGGAUGAAGAACGUGUCUUCAUGUAUAAUAGAUUCCUUGAGUGAUAUGAAAAUGAUAGAACCGGCGCCAAUUGGAAUAGGUCUACCUCACAAACCUAACACUGAUUUUAUAUGUGCAUACUAUUGCAGUUACUAUUAUUUAGGGCCUAUUCACUUGGGAUUUUUCAUAUCUUUUUGUUAAAUAAUUUGUCAAAGGAAAUAAUUAUAAUGUAAAUUUUGAAACAUGGUUUAUGCAAGAAAUUUCCUAUCACCUUUCCCUCUUAACGCUGUGGAUAAUUUUACGACACUACGAACAUUCUUCUCUUGCAAAAAGGCUACAUCCCACUAUGAUCAUAAUCGUAAGUAUUUAUCACAUCUAGUUUAUUAAUAACUGUUAAAUGAAUAUAUCAUGAUAUUC
Schistocerca serialis cubense is the source of this 3101-nucleotide messenger RNA. RefSeq names its product protein apterous-like. NCBI's taxonomy places the organism in Eukaryota, Metazoa, Arthropoda, Insecta, Orthoptera, Acrididae. Gene Ontology annotation, cellular component: nucleus. The transcript is spliced from 7 exons. The record is from RefSeq and is a predicted model, not a curated record. Gene Ontology annotation, biological process: regulation of transcription by RNA polymerase II; neuron differentiation. Gene Ontology annotation, molecular function: RNA polymerase II transcription regulatory region sequence-specific DNA binding; DNA-binding transcription factor activity, RNA polymerase II-specific. The coding region runs from base 1 to 1101 and encodes 366 amino acids.